Molecule: messenger RNA, 2192 nt
Organism: Centruroides sculpturatus (bark scorpion)
Lineage: Eukaryota; Metazoa; Arthropoda; Arachnida; Scorpiones; Buthidae
Product: ATP-binding cassette sub-family B member 8, mitochondrial-like
Exons: 17
Coding region: 96-2045 (649 amino acids)
Biological process (GO): transmembrane transport
Cellular component (GO): membrane
Molecular function (GO): ABC-type oligopeptide transporter activity; ATP hydrolysis activity; ATP binding
Source: RefSeq, a predicted model, not a curated record
CACAAAAUUUAUUUCAACAUAUAAAGAGAAAAAGUGUUAAUUUUCAAAGAUGUUAUAAAGAAAAUCAUAGUGUUUUAAAGAAAUUUUGGAUUUUUAUGAAACAAAAGGCAGAUGGUAAAUUCUUGAUUAAAUUUAGUUCCAGCACUUUAAUAACAUGGAAAUUAGUAAAUCAAAGAAUUAGUGUGUCUUGUGAAGUUAAAGCUGAACAUAAAUCUAGAUUAUUUGGCAUAGAUAAAGAUAUCAUGCAAGAAACAAAGUUUGACUGGAAACAAUUUUUUGAUUUGUUAAAACCUGAAAUAUGGCAUAUGAUUAUAGCAGUUUUAAGUGCAAUUGCUGUUGCAUAUUACAAUAUCCAAAUACCCGUAUUAUUAGGAGAUGUUGUAAAUGUUGUAUCAAGAUUUGUUAGUUGCUCUGGACAAACUGAAAUUGGAAAUUUUUUUCAACAGAUAAAAAACCCAUGUUUAAGAUUAUUACAUAUAUACUUGGCACAGAGUUUCUUCACUUUUUUAUAUAUAUCGAUGCUGUCAUAUAGUGGAGAAAGGAUUGCUUAUAAUAUAAAAAAAUCGCUAUUUAAUUCUGUUAUCAAACAAGAUAUAGCAUUUUUUGAUGCACACAAAACUGGAGAAAUUCUUAGCAGAUUAACUUCAGAUGUACAGGAAUUUAAAAGUUCAUUAAAACUUUGUAUUUCAUAUGGGUUAAGAAGUAUAACUCAGGCAUUUGGUUGUGUUGUUUCUUUAUAUUUUAUUUCCCCAAAAUUGACAACUUUAUUAAUCAUUGUGAUGCCAACUGUUAUUGGUAGUGGAACAGUUAUUGCUUCCUUUCUGCGUAAAUGGUCAAAAUUAUCUCAAGAACAAGUUGCUCGAGCUGCAGCAGUUGCAGAUGAAGCUAUUGGUAAUGUAAGAACUGUAAGAGCAUUUGCUAUGGAGGAUAAAGAAAUUGAAUUGUAUGAUCAGGAAAUAUUGAAAGCUCAGAAAUUAAAUGCACAACUUGGUGUUGGAAUUGGAGCAUUUCAGGGAGUUACAAAUCUUGUUUUGAAUGGAAUAAUUUUGGGAGUUUUAUUUACUGGUGGAUUUCUGAUGUCUUCACAAGAAAUUACUCCAGGAAGUUUAAUGUCUUUUCUUGUUGCAACUCAAACAGUACAAAAAUCUUUAGCACAACUUUCACAGUUAUUUGGAUAUUAUAUCAGAGGUAUUGCGGCAGGUAGUAGAAUUUUUCAGUAUAUGAAUAUGGAACCAACUCAUCCAUUAAGAAAAGGAAAAAUAAUUCCCAAAGAAGAAUUGAAAGGAGAUGUCAUAUUUAAUAAUGUCACUUUUCACUAUCCGACUCGCCCCUAUCAGAAUGUAUUGACUGAUUUUUCUCUCCAUGUACCAUCAGGAAAAAUUGUUGCAAUAUGUGGCUUAUCAGGUGGAGGUAAAUCAACUGUUGCUGCAUUAUUAGAAAGGUUUUAUGAUGUAUCUUCAGGAAGUAUCUUAUUAGAUGGUUAUGAUAUAAAGACUCUUGAUCCUAGUUGGCUAAGGGAAGAAGUCAUUGGCUUUAUUAGUCAAGAACCUGUACUUUUUGCAACAUCAAUUAUGGAAAAUAUUCGCUAUGGUCAUCCUAAUGCUACAGAUGAAGAGGUAGUGAAUGCUGCUAAAUUGGCUAAUGCUGAUGAUUUUAUAUGCAGUUUUCCUCAUGGUUAUCAUACAGUUCUUGGUGAGAGAGGCGUAACUGUUUCGGGAGGCCAAAAACAAAGAAUUGCUAUAGCUCGAGCAUUGAUAAAAGAUCCUAAAAUAUUAAUCUUGGAUGAAGCCACAAGUGCAUUGGAUGCUGAAUCAGAAAAAGUAGUUCAAGAAACACUUGAUCGUGUAAUAAAAGGAAGGACAGUCUUAGUAAUUGCUCAUCGACUAAGUACUAUACAAAAUGCAAAUAUUAUAGCUGUAUUAUCUCAUGGAAUAAUUGCAGAACUUGGAUCACACAAAAUGUUAAGGAAGAAGCGUGGUCUGUAUUGGGAAUUGAUUCGUCAGCAGCAUGAAUUUAAUGAAAAUCCUCCUUCGGUUGAAAAUUAAAAAGAAAUUAUUUGCUAAUGAUAUUGAUAACAAGUGAUGAAGUGAAAUUUAAAUGUAUAUAAUUGUUCAGAUUUUCAUUUAAUUAUUAAUGUAAAAAAUUUUCUAAAUCAUUAAGAAAUUUAUGGAAUGAAUUAUUUUUAUAUAAAA